Molecule: messenger RNA, 744 nt
Organism: Nycticebus coucang (slow loris)
Lineage: Eukaryota; Metazoa; Chordata; Mammalia; Primates; Lorisidae
Product: eotaxin-like
Exons: 3
Coding region: 53-346 (97 amino acids)
Biological process (GO): cellular response to interleukin-1; lymphocyte chemotaxis; cellular response to tumor necrosis factor
Cellular component (GO): extracellular region
Molecular function (GO): chemokine activity; CCR chemokine receptor binding
Source: RefSeq, a predicted model, not a curated record
AGCAGAGGCUGUGACCCACUGAGAAGGUGAGGCUCACUCCGCUCCUUGCAUCAUGAAGGUUUCUGCAGCACUCCUGGGCCUGCUGCUCUGGACAGUCGCCUUCAGCCCCCGGGGCCUCGCUCAGCCAGCGGCUAUCCCAACCACCUGCUGCUUUGCUGUGGCCAGCAAGAAGAUCCCCAUUCAGAAACUGGAGAGCUAUAAGAGGGUCACCGGCAGCAAGUGCCCCAAGAAAGCUGUGAUCUUCAAGACCAAACUGGCCAAGGAGAUCUGUGCUGAUCCCAAGGAGAAGUGGGUCCAGAAUUUCAUGAAGUACCUGGAUCAAAAGUCCCCAUCUCCAAAGCCAUAAAUACUCACCUUUUUGAAACCUACCUAGAGCCUGAGAAAUGCUGCAAUUGUUUUGCCUUUCUAAGAUGUGUUCUGAGAUAAUUUCAUUAUCAUUCCAAAAGGAAUGAGUUUUAUUUAAUAAUCUUUGAAAUAUGUAUUGCAUUUAAGUUAUUAGAGUUUUAAAAACUUAGCAUUCAUUUUUAAAAUGUAAAGCUUUGAACAAGUGCCUUGCCUGCUGUGAGCCUCCAUUCAAUCUCCUGCCAAGUGUGGGUAGCGUGGUGUCUCCCCUGUCUACCUUCCUGGAAUUUUGUAAGGGUCCUGGCAAAAAUCAUCUGUGUAGAAAUAGUUUGUAUUUUUAGGAAAACACUGCUCUUGUAAACCUAAAGUGCGGCUCAUCAUGUUAAAUGGGAAUAAAUGUUG